Mirounga angustirostris (Northern elephant seal) is the source of this 1611-nucleotide messenger RNA. RefSeq names its product LY6/PLAUR domain containing 8 (gene LYPD8). Gene Ontology annotation, biological process: defense response to Gram-negative bacterium. The record is from RefSeq and is a predicted model, not a curated record. The transcript has 4 exons. Lineage: Eukaryota; Metazoa; Chordata; Mammalia; Carnivora; Phocidae. Bases 313 to 846 code for a protein of 177 amino acids.
AUUCAACAGUCUUACACAAUUCACAGAGCUCACCACAGCACGUACCCUCCCCAGUGCCCAUCAUCCAGCCUCCCCAUCCCUCCUACCCCCUCCACUCCAGCAACCCUCAGUCUCCAUCAGUCUUUGAUCUGAAGUUUAGCCUGCAUCUUUGCUCAUCUCCAGCUAAAGGAAGGAACUACUUCACGGGGAAGGAUUUUUCUGUGUGCCAGGAAACCCUCUCCAGUGUCUCUGAAAUCACAUUGACCUGAGGGGGCAGCCAACAUAUACCAGGAUAAAGCCUGCUCUGCGGAGAACUGCAGUGAAGGGAGAGACAUGGUUGAAGCCUUCACUGUCCAUGUGUCUGAUAACGAAUACUUCCAUUUUAUAAGCCAGUGCUGCCAAGGAAAGGACUGUAACACCACUGAUGCUCUGGCUCCUCCCCUGAAAGAUGUGUCCAGCAACACAGAGUGUCGUGCCUGUCAUGGAUCUAAUGAAAGUUCCUGUAAUGUGCAACACAGGAAAUGUUAUAAAGAAGAACGGUGUGUCAAUCUAGUUGCAGAAUUUAAGACUGCGUUGACAGAGACUAGGAAGCUCGUGCUGAGAGGCUGUUCCAACAUCAGUAAUUCCACCUGUCGGUUCCUGUCUGCUGAGAACCGGACAGUUGGAGGAGUCAUCUUCCGGAAGUUUGAGUGUGUGGACAGCGCUAACUCCUCCUCGACUGCCCCCCCGCCCACCCCUCCUGCUAGCAGCUCCAGCGCCUCCUCAGCGCCCCCCUCCAACGAGCUCACCACCCCGGACACGGGCUCCAAAGCCUCCUUCACCCCUGCGGCCUUUGUCAGCCUCCUCCUGCUGGGGCUGCUCUUCUGAGAUCCAUCCUGCCCUCCACUGUUUCACCUCUCUCUCCCCUGUUAACCGUUCAGUAACUAGCAGCCAUAGCCCUCAGCAAAGCCCUGCGACAGCCGCGUUUUCCUCCAUUACUGCAGCUCUGUUCACGGGCUGGCCAAGUCUGUCCUCACAGGUUCCUUUGAGCUGCUACCCAGCAUCACCUCCCAGUUCCUUGCAUUUGAAGUCUGUGCACCUUAGUGUGUGGGCUCCCAGGACCUCCCAAAUCCCUGCCCAACUUGCUUCUGAGAAACAGACCCUUUCACCCUGUUGGCAUUUUCUGCCUACAGCCCUGCACUUCUGGGGACUGACCUGCCACUGUCCCCACCCACACACUGAGGGGUGCCAUGCCUGUAAUGCCCUGAGUUGACCCUAGCACUGUAUCUGCGCCUUCAGUGAUUGUCCUGGCUCUGGUCACAGGCCCACAGUGACAUGGUCCACAAGACCCAAACAGGGGUGCAGAGGGGCUGCCGACUCCCCUGCCUAGCCUCCUAGGCAGAGACAUAAUGCCGUUGGUGCUCAGGCUGACCAGAUAUCGCAUAGCCUUGUACAGAAUGGAACAUAGCUACAGAGCCCCAGUCCCCCUUCUCAGAGAACCUACAAUCAAAGGCAGAGUUUUGACUCCAUAUCAGAUACCCAGGGAGCAAGAAAGCUAUUUAAUACAAUACGUACAGAAGUCCAGGUUUGACAAAUAAAGUGGGCCUUGACCUGGACUUGGAAGAAUGGCAUUUUCUGUAAUAAAAAAUUUUA